This is a messenger RNA of Cyprinus carpio (common carp), 1309 nucleotides long. Its product is annotated as tRNA (cytidine(32)/guanosine(34)-2'-O)-methyltransferase-like. Gene Ontology annotation, cellular component: cytoplasm. Lineage: Eukaryota; Metazoa; Chordata; Actinopteri; Cypriniformes; Cyprinidae. Gene Ontology annotation, biological process: tRNA methylation; cytoplasmic translation. The record is from RefSeq and is a predicted model, not a curated record. Gene Ontology annotation, molecular function: tRNA methyltransferase activity.
GAUCACGUACAGGCAUCAUGUGUAAUAGCACCUCGUCUCCAGUGCGUGUCAGUGUUGUCUCCUGUUUCUCUUACUGCAAUAGAGUAAGAAGAAGAAGUGUCACGUUGCGGCGAAAACAGGUAUUGCUGAUCGAACUGCAGUCCUCCUAAAAAAAGUGAUUGAAUGAAAAAUGGGGCGCUCAUCCAAAGACAAACGCGAUAUAUACUACAGGCUGGCGAAGGAGGAGGGCUGGAGAGCGAGAAGUGCCUUCAAACUCCUGCAGCUGGAUGAGGAGUUCAACCUUUUUAAAGGUGUUAGUCGUGCUGUGGAUCUGUGUGCGGCACCUGGCAGCUGGAGUCAAGUUCUGAGCCGCAAACUCCGUGGAAAAGACAAGAGUGAAGAGGUCAAGAUUGUGGCGGUUGACCUUCAAGCAAUGGCCCCUUUGCCAGGUGUCACACAAAUCCAAGGAGACAUCACCAAGAUUUCUACAGCACAGGAGAUUAUUCGACAUUUUGAAGGACAGUCAGCAGACUUGGUUGUGUGUGACGGCGCCCCUGAUGUUACAGGUCUUCAUGAUGUAGAUGAAUACAUUCAGGCACAGCUCCUGUUGGCGGCUCUCAAUAUCACCACACAUGUUCUCAAACCAGGUGGCAACUUUGUUGCAAAAAUCUUCAGGGGAAAAGAUGUGACCCUGCUGUACUCCCAGCUCAAGAUCUUCUUCAGCUCUGUAACCUGUGCCAAACCACGCAGCAGCCGCAACUCUAGCAUAGAGGCAUUUGUGGUGUGUCAGAAUUACUCUCCACCUGAAGGUUAUGUCCCCAACAUGUCCAACCCUUUACUGGAUCACUCUUAUGAUGUCGACUUCAACCAGCUAGAGGGGCCAAACCGAAUAAUAGUUCCUUUCCUUGCUUGUGGAGAUCUUAGUGCCUUUGAUUCAGACAGAACUUACCCGCUUCAGCUUGAUUCAAGUAAAGAAUACCAGUAUUUGCCACCCACCCAACCUCCAAUUCGGCCACCGUACCUGCAAGCCUGUCAGCUCCGCAAGAAUAACUUGUUAGCCAAAGAGGACUCGCCUUCUGGAGCACUUGAUGAUUCCCUGUCAGCUUUAGAUCUCAACCAAAGUCUAGACACGAACACGGUCACACCAGGAACCUCUGAUUAAUGGACAUUACUGAUUUGUACAGCUACAGUUUUAUCAUGAUUGAUGAACAUUUAUUUUUAGUGAUACUCUUAGAAAAAAUGUGUUGUGUUACGUCUUUGUACCUUAUUUUAAAGUUGUCCCUAUUAAAGGGAUACUCCAUCCCAAAAUGAAAAUUUUGUCAUUAAUCAC